Molecule: messenger RNA, 588 nt
Organism: Coffea arabica (coffee)
Lineage: Eukaryota; Viridiplantae; Streptophyta; Magnoliopsida; Gentianales; Rubiaceae
Source: RefSeq, a predicted model, not a curated record
AUGGAAUGGCAAGAAUAUCAAGAGGCUCAGGAAAUGGAAGUGGAAUGGGGGGAUAGUGGUAUGAAGGAGGGAAGGGAAGUACAUGGCUGGGAGAGGCCACAGGAAGGCUGGAUAAAGUUGAACUCAGAUGCUGCUCUGAAUAGCAAGGAAGGUAGAGCAGGUUGGGGAAUGGUCGCAAGGGAUUGGCAGGGGAUGAUGUUGGGGGCGUGGGCGGUGCCAUCUUCAACUUGUUCGAAUCCUAAGCAGGAGGAAUCAAUGGCUCUUAGAAUGGCUUUGAGAAUGGCACAGCUAAAAGGAUGGAAAAAGGUGGUGUGUGAGGUAGAUUGCUUACAAGUUGUGGAUGAGCUGAAUAGGGAGGAUAAUGAUAGGAUAGGAUCUGUGGUGAUAGAAGAUAUAAGGGUUUUGAAGAAAAAUUUUGAUGAAUGUUGUUUUACUUUCACUCGGAGAGUAAACAACUUUGUUAGUCAUACGCUAGCCAAAUUGGCAAUUUGCUUGGAGGAUUUAGCUGAAUGGAAGGAUAACUUCCCAGCAUGGCUGCAUGAACUUGCGCAGUCUGAUUGUAGGGGCAGUUGUCCCAGUUUCUUGUAA